Messenger RNA from Symphalangus syndactylus (siamang), 4257 nucleotides. It is a transcript of the gene PARP10, whose product is annotated as poly(ADP-ribose) polymerase family member 10. Gene Ontology annotation, biological process: protein poly-ADP-ribosylation; negative regulation of gene expression. The record is from RefSeq and is a predicted model, not a curated record. NCBI's taxonomy places the organism in Eukaryota, Metazoa, Chordata, Mammalia, Primates, Hylobatidae. Gene Ontology annotation, cellular component: cytoplasm; nucleus. Gene Ontology annotation, molecular function: transcription corepressor activity; NAD+ poly-ADP-ribosyltransferase activity.
UCUGUGGUGAGGAUUAGCGGCAGCAAGGAAUGCAGUGGAGCCGUCACCUUUUCACCUUCUGGGGUUACUUGUGACAAUGCCAAUGAUGAGUUAGGCUUGCUGAGGGGCAGGCGCAGGAGUCCUGGCUGAGCUCGUGGCCUAAGGCUGCCUAGGGGCCGCGGGGAGUGGUUGCAAUGGCGGAGGCAGAGGCAGGGGUGGCAGUGGAGGUCCGUGGACUGCCCCCUGCCGUGCCUGACGAGCUGCUCACGCUCUACUUUGAAAACCGCCGACGCUCUGGAGGGGGACCUGUGUUGAGCUGGCAGAGACUGGGCUAUGGGGGCGUCCUCACCUUCAGAGAGCCUGCAGACGCUGAGAGGGUCUUGGCCCAGGCAGAUCACGAACUAGAUGGUGCCCAGCUGAGCCUGCGGCCAGCUCCACCACGAGCCCCUGCACGCCUGCUGCUCCAAGGACUGCCCCCGGGCACCGCACCCCAGCGCCUGGAGCAGCAUGUCCAGGCCCUGCUUCGUGCCUCGGGGCUCCCCGUACAGCCUUGCUGUGCCUUGGCCAGCCCCCGGCCAGACCGGGCUCUGGUCCAGUUGCCCAAGCCCCUUUCUGAGGCAGAUGUCCAUGUCCUGGAGGAGCAGGCCCAGAAUCUGGGCCUGGAGGGGACCUUGGUGUCCCUGGCCCGGGUUCCCCAGGCCCGAGCGGUGCGUGUGGUGGGGGAUGGUGCCUCUGUGGACUUGCUGCUGCUGGAGCUGUACCUGGAGAAUGAGCGCCGCAGUGGUGGGGGGCCCCUGGAGGACCUGCGAUGCCUACCCGGGCCCCUGGGCACUGUUGCCUCCUUUCAGCAGUGGCAAGUGGCAGAACGAGUGUUGCAGCAGGAGCACCGGCUGCAGGGAUCAGAGCUGAGCCUUGUCCCCCACUACGACGUCCUGGAUCCCGAGGAGCUGGCUGAGAAUACCAGUGGAGGGGACCACCCGUCCACCCUGGGGCCUAGGGCUACCAAGCAUGCUCUCCUGAGGACCGGAGGGCUGGUGACGGCUCUGCAGGGUGCAGGGACUGUGACAAUGGGCUCUGGCGAGGAACCAGGGCAGUCAGGGGCCUCUCUGAGGACAGGUCCCAUGGAGUCUCUGGGACAGGCAGAGCCAGUCAGCUCGCUGCCCAUGGGGUCUCUGGAACAUGAGGGGCUGGUAAGCCUGAGGCCUAUGGGGUUGCAGGAACAGGAGGGGGCCAUGAGCCUGGGGCCUGUGGGGUCUACAGGCCCAUUGGAGAUCUCUAAGGGGUUUCUGGGGCAGGAGGGCCUGGUGGAAAUGGCCAUGGACUCACCAGGGCAAGAGGGGCUGGUGGGUCCCAUGGAGAUCGCCAUGGGGUCUCUGGAGAAGGCAGGGCCUGUGAGCCCAGGACGUGUGAAGCCGGCGGGGCAGGAGGGCCUGGUGGAGAUGGUGCUGUUGAUGGAGCCAGGGGCCAUGCGCUUCCUGCAGCUCUAUCAUGAGGACCUUCUUGCGGGCCUGGGAGACGUCGCUCUCUUCCCACUUGAAGGACCGGAUGUGACCGGCUUUCGGCUCUGUGGAGCCCAGGCUUCCUGCCAGGCAGCUGAGGAGUUUCUGCGGAGCCUGCUGGGCAGCAUUAGCUGCCAUGUGUUGUGUCUGGAGCACCCGGGCAGCGCCAGGUUUCUCCUGGGCCCAGAAGGGCAGCACCUUCUCCAGGGGCUGGAGGCUCAGUUCCAGUGUGUCUUUGGGACAGAGCGCCUAGCCACAGCCACGUUGGACACAGGCCUUGAAGAGGUGGACCCUACCGAGGCCCUCUCAGUGCUCCCUGGCGACGCCCACACCCUGUGGACCCCAGACAGUACAAGUAGUGACCAGGAGGACGUGAGCCUGGAGGAGGUCCGAGAACUGCUGGCCACCCUGGAGGGCCUAGACCUAGACGGGGAGGACUGGCUGCCUCAGGAGCUGGAGGAGGAAGGGCCUCAGGAGCAGCCAGAGGAGGAGGCGACCCCAGGGCAUGAGGAGGAGGAGCCUGUGGCCCCCAGCACUGUGGCCCCCAGGCGGCUGGAGGAGGAGGCUGCUCUGCAGCUGGCCCUCCACCGGUCGCUGGAGCCUCAAGGUCAGGUGGCUGAGCAGGAGGAGGCUGCCCUGCGGCAAGCCCUAGCCCUCUCCCUGCUGGAGCAGCCCCCGUUGGAGGCAGAAGAGCCCCUGGAUGGGGCGACUAAUGGCAAGGCCCAGCUGGUGGUUCACUCGGCCUUUGAGCAGGAUGUGGAGGAGCUGGACCGGGCGCUCAGGGCUGCCUUGGAGGUCCACCUCCAGGAGGAGACAGUGGGGCCCUGGCGCCGCACACUGCCUGCAGAGCUGCGUGCUCGCCUGGAGCAGUGCCAUGGUGUGAGUGUUGCCCUGCGUGGUGACUGCACCAUCCUCCGUGGCUUCGGGGCCCACCCUGCCCGUGCUGCCCGCCACUUGGUGGCACUUCUGGCUGGCCCCUGGGAUCAGAGUUUGGCCUUUCCCUUGGCAGCUUCAGGCCCUACCUUGGCGGAGCAGACGCUGAAGGGGCCCUGGAACAAGCUGGAGCGUCUGGCAGAGAACACCGGGGAGUUCCGGGAGGUGGUGCAGGCCUUCUACGACACCCUGGACGCUGCCCGCAGCAGCAUCUGCAUCGUUCGUGUGAGUCCAUGCCCUGUCUCUCUGGCCUCAUGUCGUCCUGGGCUCUUGCACCGUUAGCACCUUGCCAAGCCUGUGGCCUGUCCCUCUCGCCUACAUCAAGGUCAGCUGACCAGGAGCGGACAGGCUCCCAGCCCUGUUCUCUGCCCAGAGAGUGUUCCCAAAGUGGGUAGGGAAACAGGAGGGAACAGAGUGGGGGCCUUGGGAUCUGAUAGGCCUGAGUGAGGGUCCCCACUCUGCCACUCGUGGCUGGGUCACCAGGGACUAUGGGACCAGCUCCAGGCCUCAGUUUCCUUAUUUGGAGCAUGGGGCGGUGAUUCCAUCUUGUGGUCAUUUUGAGGAUUACUCGUUCCACAAAUGCGUCCCUUGUGCUGUUCUGGGUGCUCUUCUGCCUCCACAGAAAGGCCCAGGCUUACUGCGGUCACUGUGCUGGGGUCACUGUGCUGAUGACACUGCGCGGGCACUCUCAACUCUUGAUGCUCAAAGUUGUGCGUGGGGCCAGUGGCAUCACCCUCCACCAGGAGCUGGUCAGAAAUGCAGAAAGAACCUCUGGUUGUCCCCAGACCUGACCACCGCCACCACCACCAUCACCACCAUCACCACCAUCACCACCAUCACCAUCACCACCGCCAUCACCAUAAUCACCAUCACACCAUCACCAUAAUCACCAUCACCACCAUCACACCAUCACCAUGACCGUCACCACUCACUGUCAUCACCACCACCAUCACCAUCACCACCAUCACACCAUCACCAUGACCCUUACCAGUCACUGUCAUCACCACCACAAUCACCAUAAUCACCACCACUCACCAUCAUCAUCACCAUCACCAUGACCUUCACUACUGUCAUCAGCACCGUCAUCACCAUAAUCACCAUCAUGAUCACCAUCAUCAUAACCUUCACCAGUCACUGUCAUCAUCACUAUCAUCAUCACUAUCAUCAUAACCUUCACCACUCACUGUCAUCACCACCACCAUCACCAUAAUCACCAUGACCACCAUCAUCACCAUCACCUUCACUACUCAGUCAUCACCAUCACCAUAAUCAUCACCACUCACCAUCAUCAUCACCAUCACCAUGACCUUCACUACUCACUGUCAUCACCACAAUCAUCAUCACCACCACCACCACCGCUAUGGCCACCAUCAUCACCAUCACCACCAUUAGCAUCACCACUGUCACUGUCAGCUUCACCAACACACCGUCACCACUCACCACCACCAGCAUCACCACCACCCAGAUGCACUGAGCUCAUAUCCUGGUGGUUUUGUUAAUUAUACGUACUUGGUUCUUCCAGUGAGUACCUUUAUGACUUUAAAUGGUAUGCUUGAAUUUUUUUUUUCACUUAACAGCUUUAGAGACUGUUUCUUGCCUUCCUGCAUGGAAGAUGAGGAGAAUGGUCCUCGCUUCUCUCUCUUUUGCCUCCUCCCUCAUCUUCCAUCUCAAUUUGGUCAGUUACAUUAUUUUUAUUAUGUAGUAAAGGUUUCUGUAACUAUCACAAAGCCUCCAUGCUUGGGCCGUAGGUUGAUAGACAUACUAUAAUAAUGAAAAAAUAUUUACUACUGAGCCAUAGAAAGAGAAAUGAAAUCCUAGUUAUUAAAAUUGUGUUCUGUGAAAAAGA